GGAAGUGACGCCACCAUCAGCGUCAGCUCUGAGGAUGUUUGCAGCUGCAAACGAAACGUUAGCAAGGUAAAGAAAAGCCUUAUCUGUGUUUAACAAAGAACCAAAAAGGGAAUUAGAAGACAAACACAGCAAGAACUUACAAAAGAUGCGGGUAAUCUUUUUAUUUGCUGAAUCCAGGCUAGAAUGCUCCCAAACCUGAGAUGUUUUGGUACGCGUAGCGUUUCAUUGUCGACUAUUUCUAUUGUCGAUAUUUGUCGAAAACGUCGCCGAAUCGUUGCGGCCCUAAUCGGUUAUCGGCCAUAACAGGGUUCUUGAUAUCGGUAUCGGCCCAAAAAUUUCAUAUCGGUGCAUCACUAGUGUGUGUUGUUUUAGUCAAGAGUGUCACACUUGUCAUAUUAGAUGGAUAUAGUUUGUCCUGGGUGAGGGAUGGGCCAUCAUCAUGCAUAGGUCAGAGGGCAUCUACCCCUCCCCAUAAAAAGGCUGCUGUUUGAUGUAGUGUUGGUAGUAAAACAUCAGAAUCAGAUUUAUUACCAUGUACAUGUGAGUCAUCUACUAGGAAUUUGUACAAGGUACAAGGAAGGUGCAAACAUACAUUCAGAUUAAAGUCAGGUGAGGCAGUAUUUACAUUAGGAUACAUCAAAUAAAGAUAAAUAAAAGAAACAUAGUCAGAAAGCAAUCAUAAGCAUAGAAAUGUGGGUGAUCAGGGCAUUUGUGUGUGUUUUGACCAUUCAUCGGGUGUUCAGGAGCCUUACAGCGGAGGGGAAGAAGCUGUUUUUGUGACGCAAGGUUCUAGUCUGUAAGGACCUGAACCUCCUCCCUGAAGGCAGGGUGUCAACAGUCCAUGACCAGGGUGAGAGGGGUCAGCAUAUGAAAACACAUUUCAGAGGUAGUAAAAGGUAGUAAAUUAAACUCUAGGAUUCCUGUAUAAACCUGCUCUUUCCUGAGGAGACACGUUAUUUCUGAAUUAGCCUACUAGCUAACAGCCACCGCUGUAAAUUGUAUGAUGUUAAGGCGUUGUCGUCCAAGAAACAAGGAAUACUGAUGCAGAGGAAAUAGUUCAAAUGAAAACCAAGCCACUGUUGAUCUGUUUGAAAAUCUCUGUCUCAGGAUGAGUUAGUUGUUUUAUAAGAUUAAAUCCGAUCUAUUCCACUUGACUUGGAUCAUUUUUAAAAUGAUGAGAUCAGGGCCGAUUUCGUGAUCAGAUCAGACGAGCAACCCCUAAUCCUUGCACUACUUUUCAAACUCUGGGUGUCUCUUCGCUGAGACGAGCCCGCUCGCUAGAGCAGUUUCCCAGGUGUCAUGGACUACCAUCUGAACAGUGUAGAGUCGAGCUGCUCUAAGUAGUGGAAAAGGCCCGUUAGCUUGGUUUGACACUACUAGAAGUACCAUGCAUUUGAUGAUGGAGAACCUUCACUAGCAUCUUCUGUUGGUGGAGUUGAAAUGUAAAAAUUUGCUGCCCAGAAAGUGCUCUGUGAACUUGGUGCUUCUCUAACACACAGCCUGGUACGAUAAGCAGGAAUCCUCCUUCAGCAGCCAGUGUUCAGAGUCUUUGGCGAUCAGACAGAAAUGGAGGAGACAGUCAGGGAGAGUCUCUGGAGACCAAUGAGAGGAAGAGGAGAAGGUGAAGGGUUAUGGCCGAGGCUGUGGGGAAACAGGCCAGCUGUCUCUUUAAAAAACGACAACAGCCCCAAACCGCCCUCAGCCUUGGCUUGGGCUAUGCUAAUGAGGUUAGUGCUGGUUGGUUGGUUCACAAUGGCGCGCCCUGUGAUUGGAUGGCGUCCGUGGGGGAGGGGCUGGGCGUGGAUGACAGCUGGGAUCCAGUCAGCCUAGAGCAGGCUGGCAAGAGAGGGAGGAAAAAUAAGAGCGGUAGAGAGAGGCAGGAAGACGGGCUGACACACUUCACAAUGCAAGGUAUCCGACCCCCCAUCCUGAAUGGGCCCAUGCACCCCCGGCCCCUGGUGGCCCUGCUGGAUGGACGCGACUGCACUGUAGAAAUGCCGAUCCUCAAAGACGUGGCUACCGUGGCUUUCUGUGAUGCCCAGUCCACACAAGAGAUUCACGAGAAGGUGCUUAAUGAAGCCGUGGCCGCCCUGCUGUACCACACCAUUACUUUAUCCAGGGACGACUUGGAAAAGUUUAAAGGCCUGCGAGUGAUCGUCAGGAUUGGCUCGGGUUUUGACAACGUGGAUGUUAAAGCAGCAGCUGAGCUAGGUAUUGCUGUGUGUAACGUGCCAGCAGCCUCGGUGGAGGAGACAGCCGACACUUCGCUAUGUCUGAUUCUCAACCUGUACAGGCGAGUCACCUGGAUGCACCAGGCCCUGAGGGAGGGAACACGGGCCUCUAGUGUGGAGCAGAUCAGGGAGGUGGCUGGUGGCGCCGCUCGAAUCCGGGGUGAAACUCUCGGGAUCAUCGGUCUAGGUCGUGUGGGUCAAGCUGUAGCUCUGCGAGCCAAGGCUUUUGGAUUUAGCGUGAUAUUUUAUGACCCCUAUCUUCCUGAUGGCGUUGAGCGUUCUCUGGGUCUGCAGCGGAUGGCCACCCUGCAGGACCUGCUCAUCCACUCUGACUGUGUGUCUCUGCACUGCAGUCUGAACGAGCACAACCACCACCUCAUCAACGACUUCACCAUCAAACAGAUGCGUCAAGGGGCCUUCCUGGUGAACACAUCCAGAGGUGGGCUGGUGGAUGAGAAAGCUCUGGCGCAGGCUCUGAAGGAGGGACGGAUACGAGGGGCCGCCCUAGACGUCCAUGAGACAGAACCCUUCAGUUUUUCAACAGGCCCCCUGAAGGAUGCUCCCAACCUGAUCUGUACCCCUCACACAUCUUGGUACAGUGAGCAGGCCUCCAUCGAGGCUCGUGAAGAAGCAGCCAGAGAAGUGCGCCGGGCCAUUACUGGUCGGAUCCCAGACAGCCUGAAGAACUGUGUUAAUAAGGAGUAUCUGAUGGCAGCCUCACAGUGGCCCAGCAUGGAGGCAGCUACUGUACACCCAGAGCUCAACGGCGCUGCCUACAGGUUUCCUCCAGGUCUCAUCAACGUGGCAGCAGCAGGGGGGCUCCCAGGAGCAGGUGCAGGCGUGGAGAGCCUGGUUUCAGGAACCCUGGCACAUGGCAUCGCCCCUGUCUCCCACCCCCCCCAUGCCCCAUCUCCGGGGCAGCCCACUAAGGCUGAGGCCGACAGAGACAUCCCCUCCGACCAAUAGCCCUUCUCUGCCGGCACCGGCACAUUCCGUCAUCUCUGGAAACCAAACCCCCACCUCCCAGGAUCAGACACAACCCGAGCCUCCGGAGCACCAGUGUGACUCGUUAUGGAUCUCCAAUCUUCUCUGAUCACACAACCAGCCCAGGAGUGACCUAUAAACAGCUUGCCCCAUCCCACCCACCAUCCCUCCAUCCUCAUCUCACCCCCCUCCCCCCUGCUCUCCCCCCACUACGUCAGCAAUAACUGUUCUCAAGGAUUCAGUGAUCGGAUUGGCUUCGUUCCUUAGUUGGCUGUCGUUUUAAUGGAAAAUGAUCUUUUGUGGUUCUAGGUGUUUCUCUUUGUUUUGUUUUUUAAUAGCUUUUCUGACAUGAGGCUUCAGUCUGCUGCCUCCAGCAGUCCUCCGCUGGUCUUCACCAUCGGCGACACCGAGACAGAACAGUUGAAGCUCCACUUUGUACAUUAAUGGCUCGUGUUACUGCUCUCUUCUUUUUGUUUUUUCCAUCCCCUCCCCCUCUGAUCGUCUUUUGAUCUGGGACGAUACGUACUGAAGUGAACCUGACAGACUCGGCCCACCAUCCUUCACUGUCUCCCUGGCCCUAACGGAAGCUCGCUCAGCAGAGGGAUCUGUAGUGCAGUCAGUGUUGAGUUCUCUAACUGUGAAAGUUUAUUAUCCUCUCAGCUCCUAGUCAGUUUAAGUGUUUUAACUUUAUUCAAAGACAGUUUUACUCAUUCAGAUUCAUCCUGUGUGUGUGUGUGUGUGCUAUCACAUCAUGAAACAAUGAUGGAGAGCAUUGCAUCACAAAGCACUUUGAUGUCCCUUCCGUGCUCAACAGCUAGAAAUGGGAAUUUUACUUUUGUGCUUUUGGUGCUCAAACACCUGCCAGCAGAGGGCGCUGUCUGCCUGGCUGCUCAUAUGCAAGGCCUCACAUUUAGGAAUAAUUUACUGCAACCAUUCACAUAACGGACCAGAGAUCAGCCUACUCAUCAUCUGAUUGGACCCCCACCCCCCCUCCACAUCCUCUCUCAUGCCUCACCCCCCACCCCCACCAUGUGUACACAGUCCAGGGCACCAGCUCCUAAAGGUGUGAGGGGACCGUGUGGAUGAGAGUCCCUGUAGGAGCAGGCGAACAGCUUGUUUGCAUUACCCCUCACUCUGCUCUGCUGUGACAAGCAAGCGUCAUCGUUCCAAAGGAUUUGCCCCUCGGAGUUUCUCUUAAAGCCCCGGAGUCGGGGAACACCUUUCUAGUACCUCAUUAACAGAUAUUGAAUGUACCAUGCAGACCCUUGUUAUCCUUUUUGUUUUGUACAGAUAUUCUAGAUACCUGUAUGAUCUCCGUUACUGGAAGGUUAGAGAAACCUAAGGAAAAGUACAACGCCCCACCAACCAAUCGGAUUGAAAGUAAAACCAACGUGCGUUUCUCCCCAAGAUUCAGACUGUAAGAGUUUUUACUGGCUGAUGAGAAAUGGUUAAAAAACAGGUGGUUUUUAUUAAACAUUGGUAAUAGAUGCUGUUAUUGUUUUUUUCCUUCCUUCCCUCAUUCUUAAGCUGCUCUACCUGUAGUGCAUGUGAGGUCAGCGUGUUUUCAGCCCAAGUUGCCAUUUUUGUCGUGGUCAGUUCCCAGUGUUGUAUAAUUUCUUUCCCUUUCAGAGUCUAUGAGAGACACGGAGCAUGUCUGUCCUGGCUCCUCUGUCAUGUGAUGAGUAUAUAUUUUUAAAAACUAGAAGAAAAAAAGGAGUAACCCCUUCAUAGUUUGGAUUAUGAGCAUAUUAGUAAUCUUAAAUUUUGCUGUUGAUGAUGAUGAUGAUGAUGAUGAUUCUAUUUUCCAGUCCCGCGCUGCACUGUUUGCAAACCUGUUUAGUUUAGUUGUACGACUUUGGUUUAAAUGGAUGAUGCUGUCUGUGUUCUACAUGUUGUACUGAAACAUUUCAGAGAAAACGAGACGCCUGCCUCCUUUUCUGUUUCGUCUGAACUCUGCUCCUCGUUGAUUCGUCUUAUCCCGCUCAUCCUUUUCCCGGCUGAUUUCCUGUGGGCCUUACUUCCUUUCUCCUCGUAACAGUAGCUGUCUUAGAAAGUCGUCACGGAGCCACUCACUGCCUUAACACAGUUGACCAGAGCAGGUGAAGUCAGGAGACGCACCCAGCUGGAGGAGAGGGGGAUGAGCUAAAAGCUCCUCACACCCGACAGGCCUGAAUUUACUGCAACUACACGUUUCCACAUUUAGCCGUUUGUUUUUCUUAUUUGAUCUCAUAAAUCUAGUGUGGAUUCUUACCUUGCAUAGCUGUUUUUUACUGUUACGGUUCUGUUUUUUUGUAAUAGAUCAAGCCCAGCAUCACGUGUGUGUUCUCACAGCUGACAUUUCACUCUUGGGUGUGAGACUGCCCCGCCACCGUCAGCCACUCCCGACGGCUCUGAGAGCAUCUCUCUCAGCACCGCCCGGGCCUCCCUGUGGUCAGCGGGGAGGAGCGGGGCGUGGUGCAGCGGACGCUGGCGUGGCGUUGACAAAAAAGCUGAAAUUUUAAGUGGGAGUCAAGUCACUUUCUCUCUCUCUCUCAGGGUUCAAAUGCACACAUAUCCUCCAGCAGUCGUCCCAUGUCUGUCCCUCGUCAGAGGUGUUCCUCACCCCUUCUCCCUCCAAACCCACCUCCUGUUUUCAGAAAGAAACCUCCCGAUCCUUCUCUGUGCACAAGUCUGAACUGUUUCUCUCUCCCCGUUUUGCUUUCUUUUGGCACUGACAUCUAACCAUCUAACAAGGAAUGAAUGAAUGUUUGAAAGUGACUGCGUGUGAUGUGAAAAUUGGGAAAUGUGUUUUUACAACAUGUGAACAUUUUUUUCCACUCACACUUGUGAAUCGAUUUUUUUUCUUUUAUCAGACUGCAAAAACCAACAAAAAACACCUAAAAAUCUGUAACUAGGCUCUUAAGCUUUAUUUUUGUUUUGUUUACUUUUUUAUUAGAAACAAUCAUGUUUGUGAUGGUAACUUCCAAUGGUAAACUCAACACCGUAUUUUAAUAAAAUCCUAAAAAUUUAA
Messenger RNA from Nothobranchius furzeri (turquoise killifish), 6225 nucleotides. RefSeq names its product C-terminal binding protein 1 (gene ctbp1). NCBI's taxonomy places the organism in Eukaryota, Metazoa, Chordata, Actinopteri, Cyprinodontiformes, Nothobranchiidae. The record is from RefSeq and is a predicted model, not a curated record. Gene Ontology annotation, molecular function: transcription corepressor activity; DNA-binding transcription factor binding; transcription coregulator binding. Gene Ontology annotation, biological process: regulation of transcription by RNA polymerase II. Gene Ontology annotation, cellular component: nucleus.